AUUUCUUGAAGCGCAUCUCCGGAAGUUUAGGAACCUAGGGAUCCAGGUCCUACUAGGAGGUUCUGACUGGUUUCCCAAGGUCGUCAAUAGUCCACUGCUGACUGCCGCAUACGAGAAUCAACAUGUUUAACUUCGGUAAACCCUCGUACGCGCAACUAGGCGUGGAGGGGGCCCGCAAACCGCAAGGGGAUUCAUGGGCGCGCGCGGAGGGCGACGUGGACGGCAAUGGCGGCGUGAGCCAGGGCAAGGCGCCGGAGUCGUUCGCGGGGACGAGCUCCAACAUGAGCGCCGAGAGCGGCCGCGUCCAGGUGCCCAUCGGCACGGUGUCCGAUUCGCACAAGAUGCCGGUGGCGCAGGCGCUGGCGCUGCUGGCGUUCACGGCCGCCAAUGUCGCGGCGCUCGUCGCCAUCUUCUGGCUCGCGCUCUCGCUCGAGGGCACGGAGCGCAUCCUCGUUAUAGCGCUGCUAGGCGGCGGGUGGCUGGCGCUGCUGCUGUUCAACGUGCGCAUGGCGGGGCGGCCUCGCCGCGUGAUCCAACGCUUCCUGCACGCCAAGAGCAAGACGCGCCUGGGCCGCCGCCUGGGGCGCGGGCAGACCGUGGUGGUGCGCGGCGCCGUGUCGCUGCUGCACGAGGAGCUGCUCUCCACGGAAUUCCAUAACGUGCCCGGCCUGGUGCUUGUGGAGAGCAGUCUGCGGUCGUACUACCCGGGGCUGCGCAAGGCGGACGCGUGGACGGAGCACGUGCGGCAGACGCGCGCCGUGGACUUCCGGAUCACGGACGGGCAGACGGGCAUGAGCGCCAUCGUCAAAGCCUUCCACGCCGCCGAGACCGGCGUCGCCACGCCGCUCGUCCACAUCUCCACCGAGGUGCCGCUCUCCACCGAGGACUCCCCCGCGCCGGGGGCGGGCGCAGGGGGCGGCGAGGCGGGCGCGGGGGCGGAGGAGGAGCGGAAGAAGCGGCGCAAGGCGCUGUCGCCGCAGCUGAUGGUGUGCAAGGGGUACAUCCGCGCGGGGCAGACGAUCACGGUGAUGGGCGUGCUGACGGAGGAGGCCGGCACGCACGAGCUGCUCAUCCAGCCCAUGCCGCAGCCAAGGAACAUCGCCAAGCUCCUGCUCUUCCGCGGCUGCAUCCCCUUCUUCUUCCCCACCUGGGCCUCCGGACUCGUCGUCUCGGACCAACGCGAUGUGGCAUAAUGAGAGGGGAGGGGACCUCGUCACGGGUGUAACUAUUAUCGGGUGCUGAUGUGGCAUGAGGGGGGUGUGUCUUGAGGGAAGGAAGGGAGCAUUGGCAUGGCGGGCUGUAGUUGUGGAGCAGGCCCUCAGAUUGGUUUUAGGAGGGCUGAAGCCUCAGGGUCGCCCUUGCGACAACCCAUAGUUUUCAGGGUCGGGGUUUGGAAGUGACACGUUUUUUCAGGCCCAAAAAAAUUCAAGGCUGACUGGUCAGGGCUUCAAUCUCGAGUACCCUGAUAUAUGUGUGCUUUGCACCUGUUUAGGCCAAAACUUGCAUGCAAUGAAGUACUGAUAUCAGGGGGAAUUAGCC
Closterium sp. NIES-67 is the source of this 1539-nucleotide messenger RNA. The record is from the annotation of a GenBank genome assembly. NCBI's taxonomy places the organism in Eukaryota, Viridiplantae, Streptophyta, Zygnematophyceae, Desmidiales, Closteriaceae.